AUGCCGACGACUGCUCCACUCACGGGCCCUGCCGUGCAGGCAACUGCUCCACUCCCGGGCCCUGCCGUGCUGGCGACUGCUCGGCUCGCGGGCCUUGCCGUGCUGGCGACUGCUCGGCUCGCGGGCCCUGCCGUGCUGGCGACUGCUCGGCUCGCGGGCCCUGCCGUGCUGGCGACUGCUCGGCUCGCGGGCCCUGCCGUGCUGGCGACUGCUCGGCUCGCGGUCCCUGCCGUGCUGGCAACUGCUCGGCUCGCGGGCCCUGCCGUGCUGGCGGCUGCUCAGCUCGCGGGCCCUGCCAUGCUGGCGACGACUACUCCGCUCGCGGGCGCUGCCUGUCUGGCGGCUGCUCGGCUUGCUCGCACUGCCGUGCUGGCGACUGCUCGGCUCGCGGGCGCUGCCGUGUUGUCAAUAUUGCCUGCUUCGCUCACGGGCACUGACGAACUGGCAACUGCUCCACUCGUGGGUGCUGCUGUGCUGGUGACUGCUCCGCUUGCGGGUGCUGCUGUGCUGGCGACUGCUCCGCUCGCGGGUGCUGCUGUGCUGGCGACUGCUCCGCUCGCGGGUGCUGCAGUGCUGGCGACUGCUCCGCUCGCGGGUGCUGCAGUGCUGGCGACUGCUCCGCUCGCGGGUGCUGCUGUGCUGGCGACUGCUCCGCUCGCGGGUGCCGCUGUGCUGGCGACUGCUCCGCUCGCGGGUGCUGCCGUGCUGGCGACUGCUCCGCUCGCGGGUGCUGCCGUGCUGGCGACUGCUCCGCUCGCGGGUGCUGCCGUGCUGGCGACUGCUCCGCUCGCGGGUGCUGCCGUGCUGGCGACUGCUCCGCUCGCGGGUGCUGCCGUGCUGGCGACUGCUCCGCCUGCGGGCGCCACCAUGCUGCUAUCUGCUCUGCCUGCGGAUACCAUCGCGCUGCCGGCUUCUCCUCUUUUGGAGGAUGCCGCGCUGCCGACUGCUCCGCUUGCGGCUGCUCUGGUCGCGGCCUCUGCCGCACAUUCAACUGAUCCACUUGCGUUCACCGCCUCGGUGCCGACUGAUCAGCUCGCGGACACCGCCGCGCUGCCAACUGAUCAGCUCGCGGACACCGCCGCGCUGCUGACUGAUCAGCUCGCGGACACCGCCGCGCUUCCGACUGAUCAGCUCGCGGGCACCGCCGCACUGCCGACUGAUCAGCUCGCGGGCACCGCCGCGCUGCUGACUGAUCCUCUCGUAGACACCGCCGCGCUGCCGACUGAUCCUCUCGUAGACACCGCCGCGCUGCUGACUGAUCUGCUCGCAGACACUGCUGAACUUGCAUCUACUCCCGUCACAUGGCCUGUCAACAGCUCCACUGGCGGGGAGCUGUCAUGCUUCUGUCUGCUCAACUUCGUGUGGUCUACUGUGCAUGUCUGGUCAGCUCCUUGGGGGCCAUUGUCGUCGUGUCUGCUUAUCUCCACAGGAGGCUGUCUUGCUGGCAUCGGCUCAGUCCGCGGUAUUUUGGGUUCGGUAGGUGCUUGUCAGGCCAACAACUGCUCUGCUCAGAGAAUGAUGGCUGGACAACUCGGUCGCCAUAUCAACUGA
Schistocerca serialis cubense is the source of this 1551-nucleotide messenger RNA. RefSeq names its product formin-2-like. The record is from RefSeq and is a predicted model, not a curated record. The transcript is spliced from 2 exons. Bases 1 to 1551 code for a protein of 516 amino acids. Lineage: Eukaryota; Metazoa; Arthropoda; Insecta; Orthoptera; Acrididae.